Molecule: messenger RNA, 4198 nt
Organism: Elgaria multicarinata webbii
Lineage: Eukaryota; Metazoa; Chordata; Lepidosauria; Squamata; Anguidae
Gene: RAB40C
Product: RAB40C, member RAS oncogene family
Exons: 7
Coding region: 270-1127 (285 amino acids)
Biological process (GO): protein localization to plasma membrane; intracellular signal transduction
Cellular component (GO): plasma membrane; synaptic vesicle; endosome
Molecular function (GO): GTP binding; GTPase activity
Source: RefSeq, a predicted model, not a curated record
UGGCAGCCGCGGCAGCGACGCCGAAGACGCAGCAGCCCGGAGCGAGUCGCCUCAGCGGCCGAAGGAAGGAUCCCUGCAUAUUUUGUGAGAAGAUUAUUCACAAAGGAUGGAGAGCCUGCUGUGAGAAGAAUCAUUCAUCUGUGCUUUGUGCUUGCCUUUGGAAGGACAUAGCUGUACUAGUUCUCCCAAGAUUGCCUCUGAAACUUUGGUAUCUUGUGCGUCUUCCAGUCUGGCUGUGUGUUUAGUAUGCGGAUUGCACCUCUUCACUAAUGAGAGGGAGAAUGGGAACCCAGGGCAGCCCUGUGAAGAGCUAUGAUUAUCUGCUCAAAUUCUUGUUGGUGGGAGACAGUGAUGUGGGCAAGGGAGAAAUCCUGGAGAGCCUUCAGGAUGGAGCAUCGGAAUCUCCUUAUGCCUACAGCAACGGAAUUGACUAUAAGACCACAACAAUCCUGUUAGAUGGCAGAAGGGUGAAAUUGGAGCUCUGGGAUACAUCUGGCCAGGGAAGGUUCUGUACCAUUUUCCGAUCCUAUUCCAGAGGAGCUCAGGGAAUCCUCUUGGUGUAUGACAUCACCAAUCGCUGGUCUUUUGACGGAAUAGACCGGUGGAUCAAGGAAAUAGAUGAGCAUGCCCCUGGUGUGCCUCGCAUCUUGGUUGGCAACCGGCUUCAUCUGGCCUUCAAGCGGCAGGUGCCGACGGAGCAGGCCCGAUCCUAUGCGGAGAAAAAUUGCAUGACCUUUUUUGAGGUCAGCCCGUUGUGCAACUUUAAUGUGAUUGAGUCUUUCACGGAGCUGUCUCGUAUUGUGCUGAUGAGGCAUGGCAUGGAGAAGAUCUGGAGGCCCAACAGAGUGUUCAGCCUGCAAGACCUCUGCUGCCGGGCCAUCGUUUCCUGCACGCCCGUCCACCUCAUAGACAAGCUGCCCCUUCCUGUCACCAUCAAGAGCCACUUGAAGUCUUUCUCCAUGGCCAACGGCAUGAACGCGGUGAUGAUGCAUGGCCGCUCGUACUCCUUGGCCAGUAGCGGCGGCGGCGGCGGCAGCAAAGGCAACAGCCUGAAGCGCUCCAAGUCGAUCCGCCCGCCGCAGAGCCCGCCGCAGAACUGCUCGCGGAACAACUGCAAGAUCUCUUAGCGAGUCGGCGCUGGGGUGUCGUCCUCUCCAGCCUCACGCGCCUGCACCUGCUCACCAAUGUACAGAUGUUUACACGCACGUAACCCGUUCCUCUUGUCACUCUGAUGGCGCGGCCUACAGGAUUGGCAAAGGGCUUAUGGACCAGCAUUGAGCUGGCAGGAUCCCACGUGGUGAGGGCAAGGUGAUGCCAAGCCAACCUUCCCAGAAGGCAGUCUGUCUUUCUCCUUGCUCUAUUCUGGAGGGAUGGGUUCACAACUGCCUCAAGAGAAGGACUCUUCCUUGUACUUGUGGCGGGUAGGUGGGACUCUGUGCUGCGACUUUAACCCUUGGGCUCCCAAGUGGAUUGCUGGUGCUACAGUGAACAUUGACUCUUGAGACAAAAGAAGAAGAACAGGGGCCAGGAUUUAGUCAAUCCCGCUGUGGUAGACUUCUGCCUCUACCCAACAAAAACUAUGGUUGGCUGGGGAGCCUUUGGAAGCAGGCCGCUUGACAUUUUCACUUAUUUAUAAAGGAAUUAUCUCACUACUUUUUAAAGUUCUCCCCCCACCCCAUUCCUCUUUCUCUCACUCUGUGUUUGUUUGUUUUUUAAGGGAAGGCCAUCGAUGGAAAAACGUUAUGCCGCCUUGUAAAUAGAAGCACCGAGCCUUGAAUCCUGAGGCUAAUUGAAGUAGGAGGGCGGUUGGUGGGGUCAAGGGGCAAAAUGAUCAAACACUCUGAGAAUCGUAUGAGAGGCACAGGGUUGCUCUUGAGAUAUUUUUUUAAAAAUUCUGUUCCUGAAAGGAGGGAAGAAUUCUUUCCUUUUCAUUAUUUUUUCUUUCUUUCGAACCUAAGUUUUCCAGACGUUCCUAGUAACAAGUGCAUGGCUCAAAUGGGCAACAAGGGCAGCAUUUUGAUUGGCAUUGCUGUCCUGUGUGGCCGGGGGCUCUGAUCACAUCUGGAAUUGGUUAAUGACUGAUCAAGGGGUUGCACUGGAGCCAUUCCUGCCUCCAGGAGUCCUAAGGCAAAAGGUUUGGCUAUACCAAACCUCAGAAGGUCACAGCUGGGAAGGAAGGAGACAACACCAUCAGAAAAUGCUGCUCUUUUAUGGCCUGACGUAAUUACUGGGUGGUGGGAAGCUUGGGGAGAUCUGGGGCUCUUGAACUAAACUUCUUCUGCAGCAUGUUUUCUGGCUGAACAGAAGUACUUGCAUGCUAUGUUGCUUGGCAUUCAGCAGCUUGCUUUGUGGUUUUCCUGGUAGUAUGGUAUCGCUAAACAGUGCCAUUUAUUCAGCUUCUCUGAGCUGCAGAGCAGUUCAGGGACCCCAAGUGGAAAUCCAGGGCACACUGACUUUUUUUGGAUUCCUUAUAUAUCCCUCUUCACUUUUCAAAAAUGAACAUAAGUCAACCAGCACUGUGCGUUAUUACGGAGUGAGGAAGGAGCCUUGUAGGAGUAAGAUUCUGGUGUGUGGGGCUGGGAAAUUGAUUAGAUCAGGCCACCAAAACCUAGAACUGAGAUGGCCUUUAAUACUGUUGUAAACCAGGACUUUGCCGGAUGUCGAAUUGAGCUUCUUCCUUCAGUGCCCUUGUCAGUCCAUUUGGAUAGUUGAUUUCCUCAGGCCUAGUUGCAGCUUCUGUGCUUUUCUCUCUCUUUGUGUGCAGUCUGCGCUUUCUUUGCCUGAAUUCUGAAAGCUCUUGGAGUUGCCUGUGCAUAUGCAUUGGACAGACGAUUCAGCUUCAACUGGGAUUACAAGUAGCAUGCUGGCAGUUGUGUCCGCAAGCCUUGGUGGUCAAUAAUGCUUUCCAGUCCAUGUUAACCUAUGUUAGAGAAGUAGCUUGACAGCAAAUAAAGCAAAAGUGGAUGGAGGGCCAGACUUCAGUCACCUACCAGCUUUAAUGAUGCAUCCUGCAAAUGGCAUUGUGGAGUCUCUGAAUUAUUCACCCACCCUGCCACCCAAUUGCCCCCCCCCCCGACCAGGUGAAUGCCUCCUUCCUGGUGGCUUCCCACAAGAGCAGCCGCUUCCCCGGCUAGGAUUGGCCACCCACCGCGUUGCAACUUGGAAUGGGGCGUAUGACGCUGGAAAUGCUUGCCGCACAGCUGACUGCCCAUUUUGUUCAGGAACUUUUGACAGGAGCCUGGCUGGCACAGCCGCCACUUAUUGACUGUUCGGAGAUUGCUUGGCACGAAGGGUGAGCCCAGCCCUGCUGCUGGCACCAGCUCAAACAGGGUAGCGGGGACAGGUCAAGGGCAGGGGAAAGCCUUUAGCGGCAUCUCAUCGGGCUGUGAACAAAGCCGGAGCCAAAUCCAGGGCAGGAGCAUGGAAGCUUGGAGAUUUACCGGGCAUGUCCGCACAGCCAUGGCCACCUGUUGCCACUUGCUCAAAAUGGAGUGGGAGACAAUCACUGACUCAACAGCCUGGCAUUCUGGGGAUGUGGGGUGAACAGGUGAUCUAGGAGGCAGCCUGGACAGCCAUCUUUCCACCCUUGGUUUUAAAAUAGCCACUUCCCAAAACAGCUAUAGAAUGUGCAUUGUUUUUUUUUCCGGAGGAAUUACAGGGACACCCCCCGCCCCCCACUUGACAGGCUGUAAAUCCUCCCUAUUGUUUCUCCAGCAUCUGAUAAAGUGUGUACAUAGUUUGCAAGAGGUGGCCAUGGAGACUUUGGUAUUGGAGAGCAGAAGAUGCAGCAUAUUGAGGAACACUUUUCAGUUACCUGCACUUGUUUGCUCCUCCCCCCUCCCCCCCUCGUUGUACAUGUACAGCCCUCACCUAAAUGCCUGUCUUAAUUUUCUUCUUUGGUUUUUAAUCAUGGAAAUUCUUUGCAACGAGAUUCUCUGGAAUGUCUGCCAAUCAAAGCUGAACUCGUACCUUCUUUUAUUAAUGUUCAACUCAAAAGAAUGUGAUCUGAUAUCAAACACUAGAAACUAGCUGCUGUCGAACACUUGUACCAUUCCUCUGUUUUUAAUUCCUUUGUACAGUAAACGUUGUUAAACCGAUGGUUUUUAUAUAAAUUAAAAACAAAAUCUUGUUUUAAAGCCACCCUGUGGGCUUUGGAAGUUGUCUGUGACAAGCAAGUGAGCUCUUUAAGGAGGCGUUG